Molecule: messenger RNA, 1703 nt
Organism: Carassius auratus (goldfish)
Lineage: Eukaryota; Metazoa; Chordata; Actinopteri; Cypriniformes; Cyprinidae
Product: histone deacetylase 3
Exons: 15
Coding region: 142-1428 (428 amino acids)
Biological process (GO): epigenetic regulation of gene expression
Molecular function (GO): histone deacetylase activity
Source: RefSeq, a predicted model, not a curated record
AGAGACGAAGAAGAGCAAGUGUUUCUUCCGGUUCUGUAAUGAAGAUGGCAACAGUGCAGAGGUGCAGAGAGUAAACAUAAAUAAACGCUUUACUCUCAUUACUGUGUCACAAACAACACUUUUUAUUCAGACUGCGACGAAAUGACGAACCGAACGGCGUAUUUCUACGAUCCGGACGUGGGGAACUUUCACUACGGUGCUGGACACCCGAUGAAGCCUCACCGUCUGUCUCUCACACACAGUCUGGUGCUGCACUAUGGGCUCUACAAGAAGAUGAUGGUGUUCAAGCCGUACAAGGCGUCUCAGCACGACAUGUGCCGCUUCCACUCGGAGGAUUACAUCGACUUCCUGCAGAAGGUCAGUCCUAACAACAUGCAGGGCUUCACCAAGAGCCUCAACGCCUUCAACGUCGGAGACGACUGUCCUGUGUUUCCGGGUCUGUUUGAGUUUUGUUCGAGGUACACUGGUGCCUCUCUGCAAGGAGCCACUCAGUUAAAUCACAAGAUAUGUGACAUUGCCAUAAACUGGGCUGGAGGUUUACAUCACGCUAAAAAGUUUGAGGCGUCUGGCUUUUGCUACGUGAACGACAUUGUCAUCAGUAUUCUUGAACUUUUGAAGUAUCAUCCGCGCGUGCUCUACAUCGACAUCGAUAUUCAUCACGGAGACGGUGUUCAGGAGGCCUUUUAUCUCACAGACAGAGUCAUGACCGUAUCCUUCCACAAAUACGGGAACUACUUCUUCCCAGGAACUGGAGACAUGUAUGAGGUGGGAGCUGAGAGCGGACGCUAUUACUGUCUGAACGUCCCGCUGCGAGACGGGAUCGACGACCAGAGCUACAGACACCUGUUUCAGCCGGUCAUCAAGCAGGUGGUGGACUUCUAUCAGCCCACGUGCAUCGUCCUGCAGUGUGGAGCUGAUUCUCUGGGCUGUGAUCGAUUGGGAUGCUUCAAUCUCAGCAUACGCGGUCAUGGAGAUUGUGUGGAGUUCGUGAAGAGCUUCAAGAUCCCGCUGCUCGUCCUGGGAGGAGGAGGAUACACCGUGAGGAACGUUGCUCGAUGUUGGACGUAUGAAACCUCUUUGCUGGUUGAGGAGUCCAUUAGUGACGAGCUGCCGUACAGUGAAUACUUUGAAUAUUUUGCUCCAGACUUCACACUUCACCCAGAUGUCAGCACAAGGAUAGAAAACCAGAACUCUAGACAAUAUCUGGAGCAGAUCCGUCAAACAGUGUUUGAGAACCUGAAGAUGCUGAAUCACGCACCAAGCGUCCAGAUCCAUGACGUCCCCUCAGAUUUACUGAGCUACGAGCGUCCAGACGAGGCCGACCCUGACGAGCGAGGAUCAGAAGAUAACUUCUCCAGGCCUGAAGCUGCGAACGAGUUUUACGAUGGUGACCAUGAUAACGAUAAAGAGAGUGACGUGGAGAUCUGAAGAUCAGCUCGUGCCAUGAUCAUUCCCUGCCAUAUCUGGAGUACUUCUGUCUGUAUUGUGACGAGUGUGUGUGUAGUCUGCCACGUGUGUGUUUAUUGUCAGGACUGUAUUUUCUGCAGCUCUGUACUGAAAAGCUUCAGGAAUCAUGUGAUGAAGGAUGGCGUUGUGUUGUAUGCCUGAUCUCCACAUGGUUGUGAUACACAGAAUAUUUUCGUCUUGGCUUUUCAUAAGUUGUUUAUAGAAUGUUUCUGUAAUAAACUAUUUGCAAAAUGUCA